CAGGGCCAGGUGACCUUUGAGGACGUGGCCGUGCAUUUCAAAGAGGAGGAGUGGGCUCUGCUGGAUUGCGGCCAAAAGACUCUGCACAGGGAAGUCAUGGAAGAGAAUGGCUGGAAUGUGGCCUCUCUGGGGAGAAGAUCCACAGUGUGGAUCUUGGAAGGGACUGUUUUGGAGGCUGCUUUGGAACAGAUUAAAGAUGGAAAAGGGAGACAUGGCUGGCUAUAAAGCAGGAAAAGGCCCUGAGGCCAACCAGGUUGAGAACACUGGGGAAUUCUGGGAAAAUACUGAGCAGCAGAUCCAGGAAGAGGACACCAGCAGCUCAGAUUCACAGUGCCAGCGUUUCAGGCAGUUCUGCUACCAGGAGACUGAGGGGCCCCGAGAGGUUUGCAGCCAACUCCACCACCUUUGCCGUCAGUGGCUGAAGCCAGAAAAGCACACAAAGAUGCAGAUCCUGGACCUGGUGAUCCUGGAGCAGUUCCUGGCCAUCCUGCCUCCGGAGAUGGAGAGCUGGGUGAGAGAAUGCGGAGCGGAGACCAGUUCGCAGGCGGUGGCCCUGGCAGAAGGUUUCCUCCUGAGCCAGGCAGAGGAGAAGAAGCAGGGAGAGCAGCAGAGGCAAGGACUGUUGUCAGGAGCUGUUCCCAAUUUCCGUGAGGGAGAGUGUUCCUCCUGUGUUCCUCCAUCGGACACUGGGCAGAGGCCGUUAUCCAGUGGGAUCUCGCAGGAGGUUGGCAGAGAUGCCACCGUGCUUGGUGUUGGAAUGACAUUGCCGCUGCAUUCUCAGCUAUCUCUUCUUCCUGGUGGAGUGGAAGGCGCUUCAGGACGACAAGAUCAGGGUCACGUGACCUUUGCAGACGUGGCUGUGCAUUUCACAGAGGAGGAGUGGGCUCUUCUGGAUGCUGACCAAAGGGCUCUGCACAGGGAAGUCAUGGAGGAGAAUGGCAGGCAUGUGGCCUCCCUGGCAGGUGACAGUUGGGGGAGGAAGAAUAGGGAAAAACCCAGCAGAGGAUUCUUGGAUGGUGCCAGAUGGAAAAAGAGGGAACAGGGAAGUGAAAUGGAAGCAAAAUGGAAGAACAGGACUGGAUUAUCUGAGUCUCACCAUGUUGAUGUCCAUAAAAAAGAAGUGCAGAAAGCAAUGCAGAAAGAAAUACAAGCAAACCUGUGUCCUCUGAGUAAGGAAUGCCUCAGUUCUAAAGCAAGCUUUAAUCUUCCGUGGAAAAUGCACAUAGGGAAGAAACAAUGUAAAUGCUUGGAGUGUGGAAAGAGCUUCAACAAGAAGCGAAAUCUUACUUUGCAUCAUAGGACCCACUCAGGAGAGAAACCAUAUUCCUGCUUGGAGUGUGGAAAGAGCUUCCAGUGGAAGGGAAAUCUUACUUUACAUCACAGAACCCACACAGGAGAGAAACCAUAUAGCUGCUUGGAGUGUGGAAAGAGCUUCAGUGAGAAUGGAAAACUUACAGUGCAUCAAAGAACCCACACAGGUGAGAAACCAUAUUCCUGCUUGGAGUGUGGAAAGAGCUUCCAGUGGAAGGGAAAUCUUACUUUACAUCACAGAACCCACACAGGAGAGAAACCAUAUAGCUGCUUGGAGUGUGGAAAGAGCUUCAGUGAGAAUGGAAAACUUACAGUGCAUCAAAGAACCCACACAGGUGAGAAACCAUAUAAAUGCUUGGAGUGUGGAAAGAGCUUCAGCCAGAAGGGAAAUCUUACUUUACAUCAUAGAACCCACACAGGAGAGAAACCAUAUACAUGUUUGGAGUGUGGAAAGAGCUUCAGAGAGAGUGGAAUGCUUACUAGGCAUCAAAGGAUCCACACAGGAGAGAAACCAUAUAAAUGUUUGGAGUGUGGAAAGAGCUUCCGGCAGAAGGGAAAUCUUACUUUACAUCAUAGAACCCACACAGGAGAGAAACCACAUAAAUGCUUGGAAUUGGAAUUUGGAAAGAGCUUCAGCCAGAAGGGAGCUCUUUCUUUACAUCGUAUAAUACAUUCUAGGGAGAAACCAUAUAAAUGCUUGGAGUGUGGAAAGAGCUUCAGCCAGAAGGGAAAUCUUACUUUACAUCAUAGAACCCACACAGGAGAGAAACCAUAUACAUGCCUGGAGUGUGGAAAGAGCUUCAGCGACAAUGGAAAUCUUACUGUGCAUCAAAGAACUCACACAGGAGAGAAACCAUAUAAAUGCUUGGAGUGUGGAAAGAGUUUCAGUCAGAAUGGAAUACUUUCUAGGCAUCAAAGGACCCACACAGGAGAGAAACCAUAUAAAUGCUUGGAGUGUGGAAAGAGCUUCAGGCAGAAGGGAAAUCUUACUGUGCACCAAAGAAACCACACAGGAGGGGAACCAUAUAAAUGCUUGGAGUGUGGAAAGAGCUUCCGGUGGAAGGGAAAUCUUACUUUACAUCACAGAACCCACACAGGAGAGAAACCAUAUAGCUGCUUGGAGUGUGGAAAGAGCUUCAGUCAGAAGAAAAAUCUUACAUUACAUCAUCAAAGAAUGCACAAAGGAGAGAAAGCAUAUGAAUGCUUGGAGUGUGGAAAGUGCUUCAGCAGUAAGGGAAAUCUUAAUGUACAUCAAAGAAUCCACACAGGAGAGAACCCAUAUAAAUGCUUGGAGUGUGGAAAGAGCUUCAGGCAGAAGGGAAUGCUUACUAGGCAUCAAACAAUCCACACAGGAGAGAAACCAUAUAAAUGCUUGGAGUGUGGAAAUAGCUUCAGGCAGAAGGGAAGACUUAUUGUGCAUCAAAGAAUCCACACAGGAGAGAAACCAUAUAAAUGCUUGGAGUGUGGAAAGAGCUUCACUGAGAAUGGAAUGCUUACUAGGCAUCAAAGAAGCCACACAGGAGAGAAACCAUAUAAAUGCUUGGAGUGUGGAAAGAGCUUCAGUCAGAAGGGAAGUCUUACUGUGCAUCAAAGAACCCACACAGGGGAGAACCCAUAUAAAUGCUUGGAGUGUGGAAGCAGCUUCAGGUGGAGGGAAAUGCUUACUAUGCAUCAAAAAAACCACACAGGAGAGAACCCAUAUAAAUGCUUGGAGUGUGGAAAGAGCUUCAGUAAGAAUGGAAAGCUUACUGUGCAUCAAAGAACCCACACAGGGGAGAAACCAUAUAAAUGUCUGGUGUGUGGAAAGAGCUUCAGCACAAAUGGAACACUUACUAGACAUAAAAGAACCCACACAGGAGAGAAACCAUAUAAAUGCUUGGAGUGUGGAAGCAGCUUCAGGUGGAAGGAAAUACUUAUUAGUCAUCAAAGAACUCACACAGGAGAGAACCCAUAUAAAUACUUAGAGUGUAAAAGGAGCUUCAGCAAGAAUGGAAUCCUCACUAUGCACCCAAGAACCCAGACUGGAGAGAAACCAUAUGCAUGUUUGGAGUGUGGAAAGAGCUUCAGACAGAAGGGAAAUCUUAUUCUGCAUCAAAGAAACCACACAGGAGAAAAACCAUAUAAAUGCUUGGAGUGUGGAAAGAGCUUCAGCUGGAAGGGAAAUCUUAUUGUGCAUCAAAGAAUCCACACAGGAGAGAAACCAUAUAAAUGCUUGGAGUGUGGAAAGAGCUUCAGGCAGAAGGCAAUUCUUACUAGGCAUCAAAGAACCCACACAGGAGAGAAACCAUAUAAAUGUUUGGAGUGUGAAAAGAGCUUCAGACGGAAGGGAAGUCUUAUUGUGCAUCAAAGAAGCCACACAGGAGAGAAACCAUAUAAAUGCUUGAAGUGUGGAAAGAGCUUCAGUGAGAAUGGAAUGCUUACUAGGCAUCAAAGAACCCAUACAGGAGAGAAACCAUAUAAGUGCUUGGAGUGUGGAAAGAGCUUCGCGCGGAAGGAAAAUCUUAUUAUGCAUCAAAGAACCCACGCAGAAGAGAAAACAUAUAACUGCUUGGAGUAUGUCACAGGACUGCUUUUUAAAGGACGAAAAAAUAUUAGAGUUUCUACGUAAACCUAGCAUUUGAGAAUAUGGUAAAGCGUCGAUGCUCAAUUCAAAUUGCGCAGGUGUGCUGGAGUGCCUCGCUUUUCUCAAGGGCUGCUGGGCUGGAUGGUCAGGCUCAGCUGCCACUCCCGUUCCACCUGACCCUAUCACGGGGUGUGUGUGUGUGCUCAGCUCAGCCACCGCCGCCACCAGUUGCGCACAUGGCGGCUAGAAUUAUUUUAAAGAUCAGCGGUUCAGCCUUGUGGCGGUGGCAGGACCACCGUGUGGCAGCAGCCUCAUGGCAGUUACAGCGAGCCUUGUGGCAGGAGCCCAACAUUACUCAGCUAUAUGCAGUAGGUUAGUAAAAUGCUCUUUGGGGAACUUCACAGAAAUAGUCUUUUGAAUAAUUAUUUGAAAUCAAGGAAGGAAAGAAGGAAAUAGCUACACACACUCCUAUACUCCUGCUGUAUGCACAUCACCAUCGAUACUUCUCAGUACUAUGCAUUGUUUACAUGUUAUAUGAUAAAAUUGAUGACAAUCUAAGUGGCAACACUCUAGAAAUUUGGUCUCUAGUAAAAAUGGAGCCACCAAGGUAGGCAAAGGGUAAAUUUAACCUUUGUAGAAAACCUGGGAUGAAAAGAUGCUCUUGGUUUUCUUCAGAAAGAAAAGUGAAAUGAGAUCUCGCCACCAAUCUUGUUCAUGUUUAAAUUGUUGAUUUAUCUGUUUGACUGGGAAUGGUGGGGUUAAUAAAAGUUAGUACACUAUUAAACUAUUUAUUAGUACACUAUUAAACUAUUUAUUUUAUUAGUUAAUAAAAUCAGUAUCUGCUAGCUUGACUUUCGCCUACAAGAAAUUACACAAGCCUUCCCUGAAUGGGAUAAUGAAUACAUUUAUGAUAAUGCACAAUGGUGGACGCUUUAAAAAUUCUCUCUCUUACAUUUACUCUUGGUGAAAGUAAAUGUUCAUUUGCCAAAGCCAGCUGAUUCUAUUAUUUAUGUUCAAAACUGGUUAUUUAAAUGAACAAUGCAGGGGAAAUUGAUGUUAUACAUAUGUGUCAUUUUUAUUCUAUAAUAUACCUACCUCACUGUAUUUUGAAGGGAAAAACUCUAAUAAAGUUUUGGUGGUUUGUUUGUUUUUUAAAUUAAAUGUUGCAUCUUGCUGACAGGAA
Messenger RNA from Hemicordylus capensis (graceful crag lizard), 5057 nucleotides. RefSeq names its product zinc finger protein 420-like. Gene Ontology annotation, molecular function: RNA polymerase II cis-regulatory region sequence-specific DNA binding; DNA-binding transcription factor activity, RNA polymerase II-specific. The transcript is spliced from 8 exons. The coding region runs from base 107 to 3919 and encodes 1270 amino acids. Gene Ontology annotation, biological process: regulation of transcription by RNA polymerase II. The record is from RefSeq and is a predicted model, not a curated record. Lineage: Eukaryota; Metazoa; Chordata; Lepidosauria; Squamata; Cordylidae.